Molecule: messenger RNA, 1157 nt
Organism: Prunus mume (Japanese apricot)
Lineage: Eukaryota; Viridiplantae; Streptophyta; Magnoliopsida; Rosales; Rosaceae
Source: RefSeq, a predicted model, not a curated record
AUGGUCCAUGAGCGUCAUGAUCAGCAGCCCCUAUCGUUUUCUCUUCUCAGAGUUUGAGAUUUCACACAAGAACACGAGUGGCUCUAGCAAGCCAACACCUCUCCAACCACUAUUUCGCAAUCUAACAAAUCCACAAAACCCUAGAAUUCCAAAAAAUUAUUCCCCCAAAUUCCCCGAGUAGCGGAGAAGCUAAGUUAUGUGGGGUGGGGGAGGUAGUGGCAGUGGUGGUGGUGGUGGCGGCGGUAUCUUCUGGGGACGAAAGGAAGAGGUCUCUGAUUCAAAAGGAAUCGCUGUCAUCUUCGCUUGGGUUUCGAUUCACGAGAGACACUUGCAGAAUUACGUGGAUCUGUAUUCGUCUCUCGGUUGGAAUUCCCUCGUUUGCCAUUCCCAUUUUCUCCAUGCAUUCGAUCCCGAGAAGGCCAUGUCGUCCGCCUUUGUUAUUCUCAAUGAGCUUGUUGAGGAGCUAAGGAUUAAGCCAUGCCCUGUAGUGUUUGUGGCUCUUUCUGCUGGUACAAAAGCGUGUAUGUACAAGGUUUUUCAGAUUAUUGAGGGAAUUUGUGAAGGUCAGCUCUAUCCGGCCGAAUAUCGAUUGGUCAGAAAGUGUAUUACCGGACACAUCUAUGAUUCUGGUCCAGUUGAUUUUACGAGUGAUCUGGGCACUCAAUAUGGACUACACCCAGCCAUUCUAAAGAUGCCUGGAUCAUCAAAACUGGUUUCUUGGCUAGCUAAAGGCAUUGCUUCUGGUCUGGAUGCUUUGUAUCUUACUAGGUUUGAAUCCCAGUGCGCUGAGUAUUGGCAGGCUUUGUUUUCCUCUGUUAAUUUGGGUGCUCCAUUUCUCGUUUUAUGCUCUGAUAAAGAUGAUCUGGCUCCUUAUCAUAUUAUCUACAAUUUUACUCAACGUUUACAAGAACUUGGAGGAGAUGUCAAUCUUGUGAAAUUGAAUGGCUCCCCUCACCUAGGUUUGUUUCAAAACUCUUUUUAUUUUUUAUUUUUUAGCUUUUUUCUUUCUCUGUUAUUAGUAUCCUGUGUGGAUUUUCAAUUUCUUUUUUGCCCACUACCUUUAGAAGUUAUAUUGCUCAUCAGUGAUGUGUUAAACUCUAAACAUAGCUUAGCACUGGUUCUUUAACGUACUUUUUAUAAUAAUUCGUUAUAUUUAA